Molecule: messenger RNA, 1661 nt
Organism: Galdieria sulphuraria
Lineage: Eukaryota; Rhodophyta; Bangiophyceae; Galdieriales; Galdieriaceae
Product: calcium-binding EF hand family protein
Exons: 1
Coding region: 11-1234 (407 amino acids)
Molecular function (GO): 3'-5'-RNA exonuclease activity
Source: RefSeq, a predicted model, not a curated record
UAUUAUAGUAAUGAACUUCAAAGCGAAUCUUUCAGUUACUACUUUCAAUGUAUUGGCACCGUGUUACCGCAAAAUAGACGUAUCAGAAAGUUCAGCACAAUACCAAAAUAGGAGACAGCCUCCUGAAAGAACUGUUUGCGUUGCUGAAAACUACAGUUGUAAAGAUGGAGAGUGCCUCACGUCUUCUCCAAAAGUCACAAAGUUAGCACUUACAAGUGGCGAUAAGCAGAGCGACCGCUCUCUGGUGUCGUUAAGCACCUGGAAGAAAUGGGCCCAGGCUUUUUUUGAAAGUAUACAGAAUUUCCAAGGAAGCACUGGUUGUAAGACUUUGGAGUCUCAAAUAAAGGAGUCUUGGAAAACAAGGGCACGGAACCUUGUAACCUUCCUCAAAGAGCAGUUGGAAGCAGAUGUCAUUUGCUUGCAAGAAUACUGGUGUACACAACCAGAAUGGUGCAGUAUUUUUGAGAAUUACUUUUCGAGUGAGUAUGAAUUUUACACAGCCAAGAGGUCUGGGGAUAAGGCAGACGGACUGGUUACCAUGGUGCGAAGGAAUAGUGAUUGGAAGGUUGUAGAUACGGAAAGAUAUUAUUUUCGUGACUGUGGGGAACGCUUGUUAUUGGCAACUGUUCUUCGUCUAAACCCCAUUGAGAGUGACUUGCAACAACUGAAAGAGGAUCCCUUUGACUGUCUAGUUAUCAACACUCAUCUUUCCUUUCCGCACGGAAAUUGGGGUAAAAGUUUACGUUUAACUGAAGUGAAGAAAUUGUUGGAAUUUAUUGACUCGUAUUUGGAACUCCAUCCAGGAAGAGUGAAAGCCAUUGUUGUGAUGGGAGACUUCAAUUCUUCUUUGGAGGACCCAGUUUGUCAACAGGUUGCCAGUCGUGGCUUUGCAAAUAGCUAUUAUUUUAUUCAUGGCAAUGAAAAUCUCGUUACACAUUGCAACCAUAAAGGGCAGAGUUUAGCGGUAGACAAAGUGUACUUCAAAUUGGUGGCUUCUUCUAAAAAUGUAGCUGAAUGUAUGUUGACUAAAAAGAACCCUCAAAAUGGUUCAUCAGAAAUGCCAUAUCUUACUUCAUCACUGACUGAAGGUACCAAAAUUCGAAUGGUUCCUAUUGAAGCAACUGUUUUUCCGCCAAGUUUGGGAGUCGAACAAUGGCCAACAGUUUCUGAGUAUAAUUUAUCGGAUCACAGACCAGUUAAAGUUAAAUUUGAAAUUCAGUUUCAGGAUAUCUAAAAUUGUGAGACAUUGAGUUACAUUUCGGGUUUCCUGACGCGAAUAGGGUUCAUGCAGUAGGGACAUUCUCCAAAGUAAACAUCAAAACUUUGGUGAGCAUCAGGAAGGGAACGUAACCAUUCAUAUAAACAAGUAGUGUGAUAAUAUUUACCACAAUUUUCCAUUUCACAUGCGAUAUCAGGUGCUCCAAUACUACUCAGCCAACCGGAAUAACAAAUGCCGCAUUCCAAUUGACAACUUUCCUUCUCUUCCUUUGUAUUGGGUUUUGAUGGAAAGGUUAUAUUCAUUAGUUUCUCAAAAUUUUGUCGUGGAUAAAACUGAUUGCUCCAUUUUUCUAAGUUUUCCCCGAGUCGAGCUCUUAACAAGGCUGUAUUCUUUUCUGGGCCUAGAAAACGAAGGUUAGGGAUACCACGUGGACACUGAGGAG